AUUCGAACUUCGGCGCCGCGCCGCAGCUGAGAACCAAAUGCGCAGAUCCUUGCUUCACAUUCUACCUCUCUUACCCAGAAGCUCUGCAACUCGAACUAUGAGUUCUGAGUCAACUCAGCGCCUUUUUCAGCUAAAGUUUGACCCGCUUACCGGUAACUCGGAGUGGGUAGUCAUCGAAGAAAGGGCGGAAGAAGGAGAUGCAGACAAUUCCCAGAAGCCCCUUUUGGCCACAACCUCAUAUUUGGACAUGCUUAAUGAUUCCACUAGAAACAGAGCGUUCCGCGAAGCCAUUGAUAAGACAAUAUCAAAACCUUGCCAUGUUCUCGAUAUUGGUGCUGGAACUGGCUUGCUAUCAAUGAUGGCUGCACGGGCAAUGAACUCUGUCGUUGGUGAUUCCAAGAGAAUGGUUACGGCCUGUGAAUCUUACCUUCCAAUGGUGAAGUUGAUGAGGAAAGUUUUACGUCUUAAUGGGAUGGAAAGGAAAGUAAAAGUUAUUAACAAACGGUCUGAUGAACUUCAAUUUGGCGCUGAUAUUGCUUCUCGAGCUGAUGUCCUCGUUAGUGAGAUUUUGGACUCAGAACUGUUAGGUGAGGGGCUUAUACCAACCUUACAACAUGCACAUGACAAGCUGUUAGUGGAAGAUCCACUGACUGUGCCAUACAGAGCAACCAUAUAUGGCCAGCUGGUAGAGAGCACAUACUUAUGGAAGCUUCAUGAUUUACAUAACAAUGAAGCAAAAGCAUCUGAUGGCAUCCAUCUUGUUCCAGUAGGACUCGAGCCUAUCAUAUGUGUUAAGCCACAACAAUACGCUAUGCACUGUGAUGCAAUCACCAAUGAAGUGAAACUGCUCUCAGAACCCUUCAAAGUUUUUGAAUUUGAUUUUUGGAAACGUCCAGAGAGUCAUGCCGAAAACGAGCUGCAUAUCAAGGCAACUGAAAGUGGUAGAGUUCAUGCCGUAGUGUCAUGGUGGAUGCUGCAGCUUGAUCGUGAAGGAACAGUCUUUUAUUCCACUGCUCCAAAGUGGAUAAGUCCUCCUAAGAACAUAAGAGCUGGUGAUUGGUGUGACCACUGGAAACAGUGUGUUUGGUUUAUCCCACGCAAUGGUGCGUCCAUAUCCAAGGAUGAAAAAGUUCAUCUAAUUGCUUCUCAUAAUGAUACUACCUUCUCAUAUCAUCUGAAGACCCAAAUCCCGAGAGGUGAGGUUUUGCAGCAUGGCAUCAAUGCUGAGAAUUUUAAACUCAUAUACCCACCAGAAAGAAUUGCAGUUUAUGGAGACAGAGAAUGGAGGCUUGCAAUGUCACUGGCAAUAACAAAUGCAUCACAGGGAAGAGCUCUCUCUGUAUGCAUGGUUGCGGAUGAUAGUGUUUUCUUAACACUUUUGGUUGCUAGUAUUUUGAAAACGACGCGUGUAUUAUCGUUGUUUCCGGGGAUUCGGGAAAAGGGUGGCAAGUAUUUGCAGGUGGUUGCUUGUGCGAAUGGUAUCUCCGCGGAUAGUAUAAAAGUUAUUGAAAAGAGGAUAUCGUGCUUGACCUUGUACGAUACAUUUGAGAAAAAGGUUGACUUGCUUAUCAGUGAACCAUUCUACUAUGGAAAUGACAGUGCACUCCCAUGGCACAACCUAAGGUUUUGGAAGGAGCGAACAAUGCUCGAUUCGGUCCUAUCUGAUGAUGUACUAAUAAUGCCUAGUAGAGGCAUAUUGAGGGGCUGUAUCAUGUCAUUUCCUGAUCUUUGGAAUAGUCGUCGCCGGUUGGGAACAAUCGAAGGUUUUUAUCACUCAGUUGCAAAUAGCACUUUAGGAGCUUGUGGUGAGUUGCCUGAAGGAGAAGAAGGCCCAUGUCUGGCUUUCUAUAUCUGGCAGUGUGGAGAAUAUGAGGAACUCAGUGAGAUAUUUACAUUGAUGGAGUUUGAUUUCUCAAAACCAAUAAGCCCUUAUAGUGGGAAAAGCCAGGUUAAGGUAACUAAGGCUGGAAUAUGUCAUGGAAUAGCAUUGUGGAUUGAUUGGGUAAUGGAUCCAAAGAAUUCCAUUGUCAUAUCCACAGGCCCAGAUAAGAGAUUCUGGAAACAAGGAGUAAAGCUUCUCGCCAACCCUGUGACAGUCGGGGCUCGAGGUUCUGGUGAGGGCAGAGAAUGCUGCUCUGCUGUCAUCGAAGCUUCCUUUGAUCCAUCAAGCGGCGAGCUCGACAUAAGACAUACUUUUUUGCAGUGCAGUGAAGCUUUUGGCCCUCGAGCUGUUACCGAUGACAAAACGGUGACAAUAGGACAGUGACUAUCCCGAGUCAAACCAAAAAUUUUUGAAAUAGAUAGAUCAAAAUGGUAGGAGGGACAUCUAGAGCUUGUAGCUUGUGGUUCAUAAUGACUUGUAACUUAUUUAUUUUUUUAAAAAAAUUAUAUUUCAAACUUAUAUUGAAUAUUUACUAGGAUAUGUAAAAUUUUGAAUCUAUAUCUAAUGGCUAUUAGAGACGUGUCAC
Molecule: messenger RNA, 2468 nt
Organism: Momordica charantia (bitter melon)
Lineage: Eukaryota; Viridiplantae; Streptophyta; Magnoliopsida; Cucurbitales; Cucurbitaceae
Gene: PRMT7
Product: protein arginine methyltransferase 7
Biological process (GO): peptidyl-arginine methylation, to asymmetrical-dimethyl arginine; chromatin remodeling
Molecular function (GO): histone methyltransferase activity; protein-arginine N-methyltransferase activity
Source: RefSeq, a predicted model, not a curated record